This is a messenger RNA of Phaeoacremonium minimum UCRPA7, 396 nucleotides long. RefSeq lists its product as hypothetical. The transcript has a single exon. The record is from RefSeq and is a predicted model, not a curated record. Lineage: Eukaryota; Fungi; Ascomycota; Sordariomycetes; Togniniales; Togniniaceae. Bases 1 to 396 code for a protein of 131 amino acids.
AUGGAGAUCGCCUGCCUGAGCACCUGCACACCGAAAUUCGUUACGGAUGUGAGGUCAUCCUUGAAGGAUGUCGAGGUUGGAGAGGAGACUAUACCUGAUCGCAUGCUGUCGCGCAUCCGUUACUUCCAAAAUGAUGCUUUCAAGACUGAUGAUGGCAAAGACGACCUUGCACGUUUGCCUCAGCGCGUGAAGUACAUCACCUUCAAGGCCACCCGGUUGGACCACAACAUGGAUUGGAUGUCAAAGAACAGCCUUUCUGGAACCAAAGAGGCGAAGGAGAUUGGCGGGGUUCAGAUGAACCAAAUUUCGAAGGCCACCAAGUGCGCAUCUGCGAAGCUGCUGCUGCACAUGGAGGGCUGCACGUGCUCUGGCACGUACCUGCACCUCCCACCUUAG